Molecule: messenger RNA, 2250 nt
Organism: Penicillium canariense
Lineage: Eukaryota; Fungi; Ascomycota; Eurotiomycetes; Eurotiales; Aspergillaceae
Exons: 7
Coding region: 1-2250 (749 amino acids)
Biological process (GO): nucleoside metabolic process
Molecular function (GO): protein binding; catalytic activity
Source: RefSeq, a predicted model, not a curated record
AUGCCAGUAGAGCCGCCGUCGCCGAAGAGGUUUAUAAGCACAUUGUGCAAUAUGUCCCUCACACAUGAUAGCUACACGGUAGCAUGGAUCUGCGCCUUACCCGUCGAAGAGGCAGCUUCGGAGGCUAUGUUGGACGAAACUCAUGUCAAUCUUUCCCAACAACAAAAUGACACUAACUCCUACACCCUCGGCCGCCUUGGUUUCCACAAUGUGGCAAUUGCCUGUCUGCCAUCUGGCGAUCACGGGAUCAAAACUGCCGCAAUAGCGCUGUCACACAUGAUCUCAACCUUUCCCCAAUUAAAAUUCUGCCUCAUGGUGGGCAUUGCAGGUGGCGUACCAUGCCCGGCCGAUAUCCGCCUUGGUGACGUGGUAAUCAGCGUCCCGAAUCGAACCUCUGGAGGUGUGAUCCAGUAUGAUUGUGGAAAGGCUCUUCAUAAUGGCAAUUUUCAGAGGAUUGGAUCACUCAACAAACCUCCUCCAGUCUUGUUGAAUGCAAUUACCCAGGUACGAAGUAAUUAUGCCAGUGGAAAAGGACGUAUCCAAAAAAUCAUACUCGACGUCCUUGAAAAUCACCUGGCAAUGAGCGAAAGGUUCUCACGCCCAGAUCAAGAUCUCCUGUUCAACUCCACAUAUGAGCAUCCAAAUGGCAAUCCCGAUUGUUCAACAUGUGACCUUACUCGGCUGGUUACCCGUGAGCCACGAGCAACAGAAGAACCCCAAAUUCGUUAUGGAUCAGUGGCCUCUGGAAAUCAAAUCAUGAAGGAUGCCAAGACACGAGACGAAAUUGCUGCAAGCCUAGAUAUUCUUUGCUUUGAAAUGGAGGCGGCGGGAGUUAUGGAUCUAUUUCCGUCCUUGGUGAUCCGCGGUAUAAGUGAUUAUUGCGAUUCACAUAAAUCUGAGAAAUGGCAGGCGUAUGCGGCUCUUUCUGCCGCAGCUUACACCAAGGAGCUCCUAUACGUUGUUCCACUCACCACCUUCAACAAGAGCCGCUAUAGUAAAAUUCACUCUGGAUAUCUGGAAGCUAUUUACAUAUUCCCGCGAUGGCUAGUUGACUUUACUGUCAUCAUUUCUGGAAGCCCAUCGUAUGGGCUUAGCUUUCCACGAAGAAUCGGGUGGGGUAUUACGGAAACCAUUCUCAAGUGUGCGUACGAGGGCAACGUCGAUGGCCUUAAGACUUUAUUGGGAAGCUCGGCAUAUACUCUACGUGAUACGGACCAGAAAUACGGCAGAACUGCACUACAUUAUGCAGUGAUGCGGAAUCACAUUGGCGCUUGCGAGUUUCUCGUCAAUGCGUCUGCUAAUAUCCAUGCCAUGGAUAACAGUGGAAUGACCCCAGCAAUCAAGGCCUGGGAGCACAUAUUGACGGAACGAGGAAAUCAGAGUCAGCUUGAAAAAUUUAGGUGUCUUUUUUCCGACAUAGACUUCUGCGACGACAUGAAAUUCUCGCACAUUCAUAUGCUGGUACUAAAACUCCUACCAGGCGAUCUUACCAGGGAUUUACAAUUCAAGGAACACCAUCGAAGAAUUAAUGAUCUUGAUUACAGUGGAAAAUCCCCUUUGCAUUGGGCAGCAACUCGAGGGGAUUUUGAAGGGAUAAAGCUCCUUCUCCACUUCGGAGCCGAUGUGACAGUGGUGAACGCAGCAAGGUUAACUCCAUUAAUGUCUGCGGCAUCUUCUGGCUGUGCGAAGUCUUUAAGUUUGCUGCUCGAUGCCGGUAGUGAUGUUCACGCGAAAGAUAUCCACGGAUCUGAGGCUCUCUAUUUUGCUUCCAGACAUCAGAAGAGCCUCCGUACGAUCAUUCUCUUACUUCGCGCAGGUGCCCAUUUGAACUCACAAAAUAACAACGGACACACUGCCUUGAUCGGCGCGGCGAUCAGGAAUCAUGACAAAAUUGGACAAUAUCUUUUACGCAAAGGCGCAAAUAUUGAUGCUAAGGGUGCGAAUGGUGAGGCUGCUUUGUUUGAAGCUAUCUUUCAUAAUAGCCACCAAUUCCUUCUACUGCUUUUGGAGUCAUCGGCCGAUUACACGCUUGUUAAUCACUCUGAAUCGACUAUCCUUCAUGCUGCGGCACUGGAAGGUGACCUUGAAACAGUGGAAAUUUUGCUUCACGCAAAUCUGAAGCAGUUGGACCCAUCGCAUCGCAAUAAGCACGGCCUGACAGCCAUUGAAAUGAUUCAGAGACGUACAGUCGUGGCCGAUGGAUUUGAAGAUACCUUUUCUCGAUUAUGUCUUCUUUUAAAGUCGAGAUAA